Molecule: messenger RNA, 2585 nt
Organism: Linum tenue
Lineage: Eukaryota; Viridiplantae; Streptophyta; Magnoliopsida; Malpighiales; Linaceae
Source: the annotation of a GenBank genome assembly
CUUUCACUUCCCACCCUUAUUCCUCAACGUCUUUCUCUCUUAAAGAACCAAAACAGAACAAAACAGAGGAGUACGAAGAAACGCAGCCAAUAGCGACCAAAAUUACGCCCGUCGCUAAAAAGAACCAAAGAACGACCGACAAGAAGAAACGUUGUAAAAUAAAAAAAAUGGCGGGGCCAGAUCAGGCGGCGAGGCAGUCAUCGGAGGUGCUGCAGCAGCGGAGCGGGCUACCGAAAUGUCCGGUCAAGAUGGCGGUCGUCGGAGCUGUCAUCGCCGCCGGGCUCGGUUACACGGUGCUGUUCGCGAAGAAGAAGCCGGAGGCGACGGCGCUCGACGUCGCUAAAGUUGCUUCCGGCGGCAAUCCUCCUUCCGCCACCAAAUAUUGAGUUAACUAGCUAACGUUGUUUGUUAGAUUUAUCCUUGAUUUCAUUAAUGAUCGCGUUUUGCAGAAGCUUUUUUUUUUUUUAUCUGUUGCUUUGCUGUUUUUGAUGAAUAUAUGGAUAUCCUUGAUUUCAAUUUUAUUCCCAAUACAAUGGUUUUCUGUUUUCUGAUGAAUCGUUCCCUAAUAGAAUGAUCACUCAACUUUACAUUCCUUAACAAAAUGACCCUCUCAUGUAAAACAAAGUGGCCCUUCUGAUAAAGAUCAAUGUUUAGUGACCAUUUUAUCGUAACCCUGAAACUUAAGUGACCGUUUGUGUUAUUUACCCGGGAGAAAAUAGAGGGGAAGAUAUAAUGAGAUGUCUGUCUCGUUGUCACCGGAGAGCCAAAAGUUCUAAUCCAGAGAGCAGACAGAGGUGCAUUUCCACGGCGACGCCGAAACCCACCUCUGGAAAACUUCACUGAAGCGGCUCCAAGUAAAGCUCCGCGGUGGUUGGUGAAUUUGCAAGUGCUUUGACUUCUCCUCCGUCGAGCGGUUGUACACCUCUCUUCCUUACGGGCCACUUAUCUGGUAUCUUGGGAAGGGAGAUUCUGGCUGAUCUUCAAUCCCAUUCCGCGCCAUGGCGUUCAUGCCUGGUACAACGAUUGUUCUUCCUCGGAAGCUGGAAUUCCACUUGGGUUCUUCUCAUCCCAGAAGAUCCGAGUUCGUGACAGGCGAAUUUCACCAAGGCCUCAGUUUCAUAAAGUCCUUGCAGCCUACUACAGCAAAACUCCCUCUUCCGUCAUCAAUAAAGUUAAGGCAGCCGUGUGCAUUGGUAGCCUCGAGUGAGUACCCUCAGAAUGCUGAUUUCCCUAGAUACUACGGCAGAAAGGAGAAGAAGCCCUUCCCAAUACCGGUAGUGGAGUUGAGGCGAAACGCAAGGGAGAGGAUCAAGAAUAGGAAAGGAAAACCCAAAGGCCGCCCCCCUCCAACUAAGCAAGGGCUGGUUGUCCAAAGCCUCGUCCCUCUUGCUUACGAUGUCUACAAUGCGAGGAUCACACUGAUCAACAACAUCAGAAGAUUGAUGAAAGUGGUCCGUGUCCAUGCUUGCGGGUGGUGCAACGAAAUCCACGUAGGGCCUGAGGGGCAUCCAUUCAGCUCGUGUAAAGGCAAGUACACUGGCGUCCGAAAGGGCCAUCAUGAGUGGACGAGUGCAGUUGUUGAAGACAUACUCGUCCCAAUCGAAGCAUACCACCUCUACGAUCGUUUGGGGAAUCGAAUUCGACAUGAUGAGAGAUUCUUAAUCCCCAGAAUCCCAGCUGUGGUCGAGCUCUGCAUCCAAGCAGGUGUCAACAUCCCUGAUCUCCCCACCAAGAGGAGGAGAAAGCCAGUGGUUUGGAUCGGUAGAAAAGAAUUCGUCGAUGCAGAUGAGAGCGAGCUGCCCGACCCAGUCCCAGAACCUCCUCUGAAGCCAUUGCUGACUGAAAUCCCCAACCCCGAGAUAGUUCCCCCAUCGACCCCAGAGGAAACGACUUUACUGGCUGAGGAAACCUUAGCAGCUUGGGACAAAAUGAGGAAAGGGUCGAACCGGCUGAGGAAAAUGUACCCAGUUCGAGUCUGUGGGUACUGCCCCGAGAUCCACGUUGGACCAAGCGGGCAUAAGGUGCAGAUAUGUGGAGCUCACAAGCAUCAGCAGAGAAAUGGUCAGCACGGAUGGCAGGCUGCUGUGCUCGACGAUUUGAUACCUCCGAGGUUCGUGUGGCACCUCCCUGAACCGACUGGGGCGCCAUUGGAGCGUGAGCUGAGGAGCUUCUAUGGACAGGCCCCUGCUGUUGUGGAGCUGUGCGUGCAAGGUGGUGCUGCUGUGCCGGAGGAGUAUAAGGCAACUAUGAGGUUGGAUAUUGGGAUUCCUUCUAAUGGUAAAGAAGCUGAAAUGGUUGUUUGAGCCCCGAUUCAGAAGUUCUGCUAGUGCAGAUUUGGAAAUGUACAGAAUAUUUGAACCGAGGGAAAGACAACAUAGUGAAUCAUCAUAUUUGCUUGGAGAAGUGAAAAUAGAAGGUUGUUAUUCGUUGUUCUUAAAAUUACUAACAUACCGUUUGGUAUAAAUGAAUUCCAUAAGUUUUUAGGAAUUUAUUUUGAAAUGAAAUCUUUUUGUGUUUGGUAUUUAAAAGAAUUUAUUUUGAAUUCUAAAUUUUAAAUUCUACGGAAUUGGAACUAGUUAUAGCAA